Molecule: messenger RNA, 426 nt
Organism: Macrosiphum euphorbiae (potato aphid)
Lineage: Eukaryota; Metazoa; Arthropoda; Insecta; Hemiptera; Aphididae
Source: the annotation of a GenBank genome assembly
AUGAAUCAACUUAAAGACCCUAAAUCGGAUCUUUCUAUAACAAUAAAUACUGCAACAGAAAUCUAUACUCUUAAAAAACCAUUUCUUAUUAAAUAUUGCGAAAAUAAAAAAUUAAAAUCAACAGGUACAACUAGUGAAUUAAGAGCUAGACUUAGUAGAUACUUAAAAGGCACCAUAACAUUAGACGACAUAGAUAACACAUUAGGCAAAGAAGAAUGCGAUUUAAUUUUAAUCAAAGCAAAAACUAAUAAAAUCGAUUUUAAUAAAUUAGAAAAAGAAGCAGGAAUAUUCGAUUCGAGCGAUUCGAGCACUGACACAAAUACAAUUAAUAAAUUAACUUCAGACAGCUUUUCAGAAAUAUCAAAAGAUAAUUUAAAAUUAUACGAUAAUCUUAAUGCCAGUACAAGCUCAUUUGUGAAUAAGUAA